AUGAAAAUCCUGGUCCGUAAGCCUUUCUUUCUCAAUUUCAAGAAAGUACCUACUACAUUAAGGCUCUUAUGUGAUGAUAUUACUGGUUCUCUCGUCCUCACCGAGCCUCUCAACAGGCUGAUAAGUUUGAUACGAACCAAAGUGGAUGAAGCUCUCCUCAAUUCUAUGAUGCAGUUUGAUGAUCCUCUCCUUCGCUGUUUUACUUAUAGAGAUUUUCAACUGGUACCAACAUUGGAAGAGUUUUCUCACAUAAUGGACAUUCCCAUACCCGAUCAAAUUCCUUACACGGGUGAGGAAGGAGGUCCUAAGUUGGAAGACAUUGCUGCUGCGUUACACUUACCAAGGGCAGAAAUUAACAAGGUUUGGAUUAAUAGAAGAGACUAUUCUGGGAUACCUGUGGAUUUCUUAUACGAGAAAGCCAAGAUUUUUGCUAAAGCCUUAAGCAUGGAUGCUUUGGAAAGUGUUCUAACUUUGCUGAUAUAUGGACAAGUUUUAGUAUCAAAAAGACAAGGUUGUGUUCUCGGAUGUAUUCCCCUUCUGCACAAGUGGUUUAUUUUGCACUUGCCUCGAUCAGUGAUAAGGAAUGAAGAAGGUUUGACUUGGAUUCAAAGAAUUAUGAAGCUUUCGUACGAUGACAUCAUUUGGUAUCCAAAAGAGUUCAAAGAGAUCCAGUUAUUCGAUCGUUGUGGGGAAUUCCCUAAUGUGCCUCUUCUUGGUACUCGAGGGGGAAUCACUUGCAACCCUAUUUUAGCUCGACAUCAGUUUGGUUUUGCUUUGAAAGACAAGCCACACUCCAUAUAUCUUAGUGCUGAAGACUUCGACUAUGGUUCUGACACCGCCGGAAAGAAGGGUCUUUUUAUUAAAGCUUGGUCAGAAGUAAAGAAGGUGGGUAUAAGAGAUUUGGGAAGGAGAAGUUACAUCCCUUCAGAUCUUUAUUUCAAAUGGGUUUACGACCGAGUUGUUGAAUUUGGGAUACCAUACCCAUCUGAUACACCUAUGGUCCCAAGGAUUACUCCCCCCGUUGCUUCUGCUGUGUUUGAACCGUAUGUUCCUUCCCCAAAUGAAGACCUUACUGCAAUCGUCAACCAAUUGAAGAGAGAAAGGGAUGACUACAAGAGACGCUUGCAAAAUGUUGAGGCUGAAAAAGAAGCAUUGAUAGCGGAUGCUAAAGAGAAAGAGGUUUUGCUUGACUACUUUUCCCGCAAGUGGAAGGUUGAAGACUUCGUCUCCCUAGAUCAGAUCAACUCAUGGGAACAAGAUAUUUCUAGACUUGUUCAAGAACGGGAAGAAAUGAUCAAGAGCCACAAGGAAGAAGUCAGAGUUCUGAAGAGGAAACGCCGCCAAGAAGACAAAGAUCCUAGAAUUUAG
This is a messenger RNA of Vicia villosa (hairy vetch), 1368 nucleotides long. RefSeq lists its product as uncharacterized. The record is from RefSeq and is a predicted model, not a curated record. The transcript is spliced from 2 exons. The coding region runs from base 1 to 1368 and encodes 455 amino acids. Lineage: Eukaryota; Viridiplantae; Streptophyta; Magnoliopsida; Fabales; Fabaceae.